Molecule: messenger RNA, 1788 nt
Organism: Fopius arisanus
Lineage: Eukaryota; Metazoa; Arthropoda; Insecta; Hymenoptera; Braconidae
Product: odorant receptor 13a
Exons: 9
Coding region: 350-1663 (437 amino acids)
Biological process (GO): detection of chemical stimulus involved in sensory perception of smell; sensory perception of smell
Cellular component (GO): plasma membrane
Molecular function (GO): olfactory receptor activity; odorant binding
Source: RefSeq, a predicted model, not a curated record
UUUACUUGCCAAUUUUAUGCCCAAGAUAUUCAUUUCACUGAUAACAUACUCACCCUAAUUAUCUCCCAACACUUAAAAUUUUAAAUGAUACUGCAUUUCCAAUAAAACAUUAAAGUUUUAUUUAUUAUUUUGUAUAAAAUAUUUACGUAUGUAUUAUCCACAAGCUGUAGAAACUUUCUUCGUCAAUCGAUACCGGUGAGAGAGAGAGAAGCGCUCAAAGUUUCCAAAUCAGACAAUGUGUAAUUUUCUAUGUAAGCUCGACCACAUGAGAAUAAUGAAGAUAAACGCUGCAAUUAUCCUAUACAAUAGCUCAAAAAAAAGCUCACAAAAAUAGUCAUCAGAGUGUAGUAUGGAUUGGUCAAAUUGUGAGUGGACGAUUGAAAUAUUCACGAACCAAGGCGAAAAGAGAUAUCGAGUUGUUGAAACUAUUAAGUCAGUCCAACACGAAUCGUUCAUCAGAUCAAUUAUGAUAGAGCGAUCCCUAAAUGUCAAUGAAGAAUUCUUGGAUAGUGCUCAGGAUGUCAUCAACAUUUUAUAUCCAAUUUUAAAAUUCGGGGGCUUGUGGCCUUUGGAUCCACCAGGUUUUCGCUAUCUUUUUUUUCUUGUACCUUACAUUAUAACCAAAUUGUUCGGAUUUAUCGACCUCAUAAAUGUCUUCGGGAACCUCGAGCUAACCAUUGAAAAUAUCGCUGAAGAGACACUCGUAAUUGUCACAGUUUCACGAAUUUUUUGGGUGAGAUUUUCACCGUUACUGCCAAGUCUCAUUAAUACCGUGAGUGACGGAAUGCGAGCGGAAAACUUUGACUCAGAUGAAGAAAGACAACUUUAUCUCGAAUACAAUGUAACGACGAAAAUGGUUGUUAAAUUUGUCAUUGCAAUGGGGAUGGCCGGUACAAUAGCCUAUCAUGUGAGGCCACUAAUUUUUCGAAUGAUAGCAAGUUUUCAGGGUGAAACCAACAUAUCCUACGUAUUACCAUACAGAGCUCAUCUCUUCUUUGAUUAUCAACAUCUAGGAUUUUAUUCUCUAGUCUAUUUAUUACAGUCAAUUACUAUAUUUAUACACUUUUUCGUUACCGCCACUAUUGGAUUACUAUUCAUGCUCUGUUUUCACUGCUGCGGAGAGCUUUCUGCUCUACAACAUAAAAUAAAAACUAUUGAUUUUGAUGAGCAAUUGAUGACCCAUAAUUUGCCCAGACCAGACCAUGUAUUCAAGGAUUUUCUCCAACGACACAUGAAGAUAAUUGAAAUAGCUAAAAAUAUAGACAAAGCUUCUCAAGUUGUGUUGUUAGAGGAACUAGCAACAAUGACCAUUAUUUUGGCUUUAUCUUCCUAUUGCGCCAUGUUGAAUGUGACAAAUGCCGAAGUUUUCCUAUCCUUUUCCAUGUGGUGUACAUCAACGUUAAGUAUCAUCUAUGCAUACUGCUAUAUUGGAGAAGCUCUGAUGACUGAGAGCUUCAAUGUUCAGCAAGCUUAUUAUGCAUCAAGAUGGUAUGAUUUCUCCCAGGAGUAUAAGAGAUCAUUGGCGAUAUGUAUGAUCGGCUCCAGUAGACCAUUAAUAUUGUCGGGGGGUGGUUUCUAUACAUAUUCAAAAUUUAGUUUCACGGCUAUAUUGAAAUCGGCAGCGGCCUAUCUAUCAAUGCUCCGCAAUCUAGCAGAGCCGUAGUAAAGCUGUAUGGCAUGCAUAUUUAGAUGCAUACCCAAAAAUUAGACUGAAUAUGUUAGAAUUAAUUUUUAUAGGCAAUUUCUAAGCUAUUUAUCAUAUAAAGGCAAUGAAAAAAUAAAAUUAAU